Protopolystoma xenopodis is the source of this 246-nucleotide messenger RNA. NCBI's taxonomy places the organism in Eukaryota, Metazoa, Platyhelminthes, Monogenea, Polystomatidea, Polystomatidae. The record is from the annotation of a GenBank genome assembly.
GAAGAGGAGGAGAAGGAAGAAGAGGAAGAGAAGGAGGAAGAGGAGGAAGAGGAGGAGGAGGAGGAAGAGGAGGAGGAAGAGAAGGAGGAGGAGAAGGAAGAGGAGGAGGGGGAGGAAGAGGAGGAGGAAGAGAAGGAGGAGGAGAAGGAAGAGGAGGAGGGGGAGGAGGAGGAUGAGAAGGAAGAGGAGGAAGAAGCGAAGGAGGAGGAAGAAGAGGAGGAAGAAGAGAAGGAGGAAAAGGAGUAG